This is a messenger RNA of Oncorhynchus nerka (sockeye salmon), 972 nucleotides long. RefSeq lists its product as uncharacterized. The transcript has a single exon. The coding region runs from base 1 to 972 and encodes 323 amino acids. Lineage: Eukaryota; Metazoa; Chordata; Actinopteri; Salmoniformes; Salmonidae. The record is from RefSeq and is a predicted model, not a curated record.
AUGAAGUCACCUCCCACCCUGUCGCCUCCCACUCUGUCACCUCCCACCCUGCCACCUCCCACCCUGCCACCUCCCACCCUGUCACCUCCCACCCUGUCACCUCCCACCCUGCUACCUCCCACCCUGUCACCUCCCACCCUGUCACCUCCCACCCUGCCACCUCCCACCCUGCCACCUCCCACCCUGUCACCUCCCACCCUGCCACCUCCCACCCUGCCAUCUCCCACCCUGUCACCUCCCACCCUGCCACCACCCCACCCAGUCACCCUGUCACCUCCCACCCUGCCACCUCCCACCCUGUCACCUCCCACCCUGUCACCUCCCACCCUGUCACCUCCCACCCAGUCACCUCCCACCCUGCCACCUCCCACCCUGUCACCUCCCACCCUGUCACCUCCCACCCUGCCACCUCCCACCCUGCCACCUCCCCUGUCACCUCCCACCCUGUCACCUCCCACCCUGCCACCUCCCAUCCCUGUCACCUCCCACCCUGCCACCUCCCACCCUGUCACCUCCCCUGUCACCUCCCACCCUGUCACCUCCCUCCCUGUCACCUCCACCCUGUCACCUCCCACCCUGCCACCUCCCACUCUGUCCCACCCUGUCACCUCCCACCCUGUCACCUCCCACCCUGCCACCUCCCACUCUGUCACCUCCCUCCUGUCACCUCCCUUCUGUCACCUCCCACCCAGUCACCUCCCACCCUGCCACCUCCCACCCUGUCACCUCCCACCCUGUCACCUCCCCCCUGUCACCUCCCACCCUGCCACCUCCCACCCUGCCACCUCCCACCCUGUCACCUCCCAACCUGUCACCUCCCACCCUGUCACCUCCCACCCUGUCACCUCCCACCCUGCCACCUCCCACCCUGCCACCUCCCACCCUGUCACCUCCCAACCUGUCACCGCUAUCAGACCCUUGAGGAAAUGGUUGAUAGCUGAUUAUGUUUCUGUUGAAAGGGAGCACUUCUAG